AUGAGUUUUGGAGCCCCCGGAGGUGGCUCGGUGAACUACAAGCCCUCGCCACCCGAGCGCGGCAGCUUUCCCCUCGAUCACGAAGGAGAAUGCAAACAUGUUAUCGCUGGCUACCUGAAGUGCAUCAAGAUGAACCGCGGUACCAAUGAUGAGGCAUGUCGCAAGCUGGCGAAGGAAUAUCUUGCCUGCCGCAUGGAUAAAAACCUUAUGGCGCCCGACGAGUUCAAGAACCUUGGACUCAUAUUCAAAGACGAUAAAGAGAAAAACGCAGCGCCAGCAGCUGCCAAUGGGCCAGACGCAUCACAAGAAGCUUCCAAAGGGAAUUGA
This is a messenger RNA of Penicillium verhagenii, 327 nucleotides long. RefSeq names its product coiled-coil-helix-coiled-coil-helix domain-containing protein. Gene Ontology annotation, cellular component: mitochondrial intermembrane space. The transcript is spliced from 4 exons. The coding region runs from base 1 to 327 and encodes 108 amino acids. Gene Ontology annotation, biological process: mitochondrial respiratory chain complex IV assembly. NCBI's taxonomy places the organism in Eukaryota, Fungi, Ascomycota, Eurotiomycetes, Eurotiales, Aspergillaceae. The record is from RefSeq and is a predicted model, not a curated record.